CGCGCCUUCAUCUCCCUCCCCGGCUCCUCCCCCCAAAGCCUCGUCGCCACGCGGACCCUCCCCUACGCCCGCGAGCCCCUCUACGAGCUCAUCGCAGACGUCGACUCCUACUCGUCCUUUGUCCCCUACUGCUCCCGCUCCCGCGUCACGCAGUGGUCCCCGCCAGACGCCUCCGGCCGCCGCUGGCCCGCCCUCGCCGACCUGCACGUCGGCUGGGGCGGCUUCGACGAGGUCUUUACCAGCCGCCUGCGCUGCGUCCCCGGCGUCUCCGUCGAGGCCCGUAGCGGAGGGUCUGCUGGGGACGGCCCUGCGAAAGACGCCUCGUCCGUCUUUAAGACCCUCGAGACACUGUGGUCCUUGACACCAGUGACCCGGCAGUCCGCAACAACGCCUUCCACCGAGGUCCGGCUCACCAUUACGUUCGAGUUUGUCAACCCUCUCUAUGCCGCC
This is a messenger RNA of Trichoderma reesei QM6a, 450 nucleotides long. RefSeq lists its product as uncharacterized. Gene Ontology annotation, molecular function: ubiquinone binding. The transcript has a single exon. The annotation marks the transcript as partial. The record is from RefSeq and is a predicted model, not a curated record. Lineage: Eukaryota; Fungi; Ascomycota; Sordariomycetes; Hypocreales; Hypocreaceae. Gene Ontology annotation, cellular component: mitochondrion. Gene Ontology annotation, biological process: cellular respiration; ubiquinone biosynthetic process.